Pichia membranifaciens NRRL Y-2026 is the source of this 1578-nucleotide messenger RNA. RefSeq lists its product as hypothetical. The record is from RefSeq and is a predicted model, not a curated record. Bases 1 to 1578 code for a protein of 525 amino acids. The transcript has 2 exons. Gene Ontology annotation, molecular function: nucleic acid binding; ATP binding. Lineage: Eukaryota; Fungi; Ascomycota; Pichiomycetes; Pichiales; Pichiaceae.
AUGUUCGCCGAACUUCAUAGCAGAGCCCUUCACAGGCAGACCGCUCCUUCGCUUCUCCGUCUGGCCCAUUUUUCCUCGAGAGGGAAAUCUGCACCUUCUAGCUCAACAAGAAAGGACCAAGGGGUCGCCAGAAGAGGUGGAUCCAAGAAUUUCAAACUUCCGACUGUAGAUAAUUACCCACCUUACAAGUUUGGAUCUUAUUCUCCCCUUAAUCUCCCCGAUGAAAGAUCACGUGAAGGCAUCAAAAAGCUUGUGGACAAGAUCACAGACUUCAACGAGUUGAAAAUUUAUCCUGAGAUCCGGAGUGCUUUAAUAGAAGAGAUCAAGGCACACACUGUUCUACGCUCGCAAAACUACGUCUCAAACACCAAAAAGGUGAAAACCGAAGGCGAGCUAAAUGGCUUGAUUAUUAGGCCGACACCCAUCCAGACUGCAGCUAUCAAAAUCAUUAACGAUAAGAGGCAAAACCAUGAAUUCUUGAAAGUUUUCACACUGGCAGCUGAAACUGGUAGCGGUAAAACAUGGGCAUAUAUGGCACCUCUACUACAGCAGUUGCUGGAAGUGGUCGAAGCCACCAGCCCAUACAUCAAGCACCGUGCAGGUAUCAAAUCUGUGAUUCUUGUUCCAACACAUGAACUUGUCGACCAGGUUCAUGAGACUGUCGAAUAUACUGCGAAAAAACUCAACUUGAACGUACUGAAGUGGGACACCGAGUCUAAUUUUAGAGUUUUCAUUGAAAAUUUCAAAAAAGGUAUCGAUAUCAUGGUAACCACUCCAGGUAAGCUGAAUUCUCUUUCAAGAUACCCUUCCGUUCAAAAUCCGAAGAUGAUCUUUGGUUCAGUUUCAUUCUGUGUUGCAGACGAAGCAGAUACGUUGAUGGAUCCUUCUUUUGUUGAUGAAACGAACAACAUAAUUAAACAUAUGACCAAUCUCUCAUCUUUGGUUUUUGCAUCGGCGACUAUUCCUUCGAGAUUCAAUAAAACAAUUGAUCAUUUAUUUCCUGAUGUUAUCAACAUUUCUACCCCAAGUUUGCACAAGCUUCCGAAAUCUAUAGAAUUCAGAAUGAUUAACGCUUCCGUUUCACCAUAUAAAGGAUCGAAAAUCAAGGCUUUGGCUCAAGCAUUAUAUGCCAUCCACUGUGACGGUACCGAACAAGGAUAUGAAAAGCGUGUUAUUGUUUUCGUCAAUAAAAAAGAAGAUUGUUCCAAAAUUGCAGAAAAGUUAUCAAAAAGUUACGGUCACGAUGUGACAUACAUAACAUCAGAGGAUACAGCAGAGGAAAGGAAACGCAAAGUAGCUACCUUCGUUGUUCCUGCUCAAAAGCUAGAAGAUCCUGCAAAACCAGUACUUAAAGUUCUAGUAUGUACUGAUUUGUUGAGUAGGGGGUUGAAUUUCCAAGGUAUCAGGAACGUUAUUUUACUCGACGUCCCAAAAAAUUCAGCAGACUUAGUCCACCGUGCCGGAAGAACAGGGAGAAUGAAUCAGAGUGGACGUGUUUUCAUGAUAAUAAAUGAUUCCGACAAGGGCCAUAUCAAAGGGCUUCCAAAAGUGUUGAGAAAUAAUAGACGUCUAGGGUAG